AUGAGCAGCGCCGACUGGGAGCGGACGGUCAGUGAGCUGAAGAGGAGGGGAAAUAUCAAGAAGAAGUUGAGGGUCGUCGAAGGAUACAAGCAGACGGUGCCAACAGAGGCCAAAGAUCCGAGGGAGUUUCUCCAGGAACCGCAGCAAAGAAUUGAUGGCACUGAGGGUACCAUACUGGCUGAGAUGGGAGGUCCUGCUGCGAUUAGCAGUUGCAUGGCUCCUUAA
Parastagonospora nodorum SN15 is the source of this 225-nucleotide messenger RNA. RefSeq lists its product as hypothetical. The transcript has 2 exons. The record is from RefSeq and is a predicted model, not a curated record. Bases 1 to 225 code for a protein of 74 amino acids. NCBI's taxonomy places the organism in Eukaryota, Fungi, Ascomycota, Dothideomycetes, Pleosporales, Phaeosphaeriaceae.